Penicillium canariense is the source of this 768-nucleotide messenger RNA. RefSeq lists its product as uncharacterized. Lineage: Eukaryota; Fungi; Ascomycota; Eurotiomycetes; Eurotiales; Aspergillaceae. The transcript is spliced from 3 exons. The coding region runs from base 1 to 768 and encodes 255 amino acids. The record is from RefSeq and is a predicted model, not a curated record.
AUGUCGCCCGCGCUUGUCAAGAAGCCUAUUCUCGAAGCUGAAGAUGUGGGCUUGAAGACCGUCAGUAUCAAGGCGCUGAUGGACGGCAAUCCAAAGGUGCAUGAAGAUCUCCUCGCUGCGGGUGUGGACUCAGGCUUCUUUUAUCUGGAUUGUCGAGAUCAUCCGUCGGGGGACUUCCUGCAGCGAAUUCGACAAAUUCACGAUGCCGCGAUGGAAUGGUACGAUGAACCUCAGUCGGCGAAGGACAAGUGGGCCGCUGACCAUGACCACAUCAAGGGCGAGGAAAUCGUUUGUGGAUACAAGCCGGCUGGUGUCCACACUGGCCCUGUAGAGGGCAAGCGAGAUGGAUUCGAAGGUACUCUGGUCUUCGAGCACGCUCUGAACAAGUUGCCAGUGGAUGAGCCGAUGCCAGCUCCUCCGGCUAUCAAGGAAAAGUGCCAAGUGUUCCGCGACACUAUGCGCGAACUCGGUGACAUGGGACGUGUUGUGUUCGAAAGCCUGUCCAAGUCACUUCAACUCGAGGGAGACAGAUAUCUCCCUGGGUGCCAUCGACAACCUGAGUCUUCCACUACCGCUCUGGGAAUGCUCAAGUACCUAUGUCCCUUGGACUCCCAAAGAGUGAAUUCCCAAAUUAGGAUUGGCGUCAAGCUGAGCAACAUUAAGAGAGACGCUAACCCCUUUGUAUGUUUAAAGCCUGAAGUUGUAGGCGUAACACUCCUGGACCUUAGCGGGGUUGCUCCACUUGACUUGACUUACUCUAGACUAUAG